Alligator mississippiensis (American alligator) is the source of this 3018-nucleotide messenger RNA. RefSeq names its product cytokine receptor like factor 2 (gene CRLF2). Bases 116 to 1411 code for a protein of 431 amino acids. The record is from RefSeq and is a predicted model, not a curated record. The transcript is spliced from 9 exons. Gene Ontology annotation, cellular component: external side of plasma membrane. Gene Ontology annotation, molecular function: cytokine receptor activity; protein binding. Gene Ontology annotation, biological process: cytokine-mediated signaling pathway. Lineage: Eukaryota; Metazoa; Chordata; Crocodylia; Alligatoridae.
UGGUAUAACGCAAUAAAGUGGUAACAUGCUGAGGUUAAGAUUACUCAUGAAGAAAUUUUAUGAAGUCUUCCAGUGGUAAUCAGAGCAUUUGUCAGACUAGUGUAUAUUUCCAAGUAUGGGACUCCUCUUUCAAGCCUGUGCAGUAAUCCUUAUCUUGACUGACCUCUUGGACUCGCAGCAACUUGUGCAAAGUAUGGAAGUCUCUAUCAAUGUUACAAUAGUCAAUUUUGAUAACGAGUGGAUACAGAUGACAUGGGCAGCUAUUGAAAAUUUUCCUGGCAAGAAUGUGACUUUCCUUUAUCAAUAUGACAAAGACCCUUGGAAGCAAUGCCCCAGCUAUUUACUGGACCAAGGUUACAAUGAUGGAUGUCUGUUUAAGACAGAGAAGCCAUCCCUUGCCAUCUCUGUUAAGGAUAAGAAUGGAAGUGAAGAACUUUUCCACAAAAAGCUACAAACCAAUUUUUUUAUAAAACCUAGUCCACCUGAAAAUGUAACCUUCCUUUGGAAAGACAAUAGAGUUACUGUCACCUGUAGCAAACCAAAGACAUCAAAGCGGUGCUUGAAGCUUGAAUUUCAAUACAGAAGCAAGUUUGAUACGGAGUGGCAGGUCAGCAUUUCAGAGAAUGGCUAUGGUGCCAGUGAGACAGAAUUUACUGCAUACACCCAAGACAAGAAAAGAGAUAAGGAAAAAAGGCCAAACAUUCAGAGGAGGAGAGCUACAAAAGGAAAGGAGAAAAUUAAAAAUAGGAGAGUAAAAGAAGACACACAAGAAAUAAGAUAUGCAAAGGAAGAAAUAAAGCAUCUUGAAGAUCAAGGAUUUGAUCCAGAGAAGUGCUACUCCUUCCGGGUCAGACUGGAAAGGCUAUAUCCCACCUGCAAUGUAGUUCAUUAUGCCAGUGAAUGGGGAGCUGUAACGUUUUGGAGUAAUGGUAAAAUGUUAGAAUCAUGUGCUGAUGAUAUAAAACCUUUGUCAGAUGCCAUAAUCCUCUUAAUAUUUUUGCUGAUGAUCUUUCUCAUAAUAUUCAUCCUCCUGAUUUUUCUGUGCAAAUGGCAAAGAUUUCAGAAGUCAAUUAUGCCAGUAAUACCAGAUCCAAAAUAUAUAUUUACUGACCUCUUCACUGAUCACAAUGGAAAUUUACAGGAAUGGUUUGACAAAACGGAGAAUGCAAUGGUCCAAGCAAAGAUGGAAUGUGAAGAGCAGGAGUGCAUCAUUGAGGAGGAAAGAGUGCAAGAGAAAAAGAAGGAUGUUAAAGGGGAAGCUAAACAAAGGCUUUGUGAGUUGCCAAACAUGCAUGAAAGAGAUUAUCUAAAUUUUGCUCAAAAUACCUGCCUACCACCAACGUCCAGUGAUAUGGUUUCUUUGGAGAGUUUUAAGUUUUUAAUGAAUGAAGACAUGUAUGUCAUGUUAUGAAACUGCUUGCUCGGAAGGAACAUAAAGUACAGGGGAUCUUGAUAUGUUUAAAGAGGCAAUUAAAUACCAUUACAAGUUAGGCUUGUUUAGCAGGAAAAGUUAAGCUGUCAUCUUGAUCUGAAUCUGAACUUUCCCAGUGCUUCAAAAUGAAUGAUGCAGGCUUAUUGAUAAAGCUAAGGGCAUUAUAGUCAUAUAUUUAGGCACGCUUAGUUUCUGGUUUUAGUUGGGCCCCCGUAGGCUAAAUUGAGUUCUUGCUUCAUGAUGUGGACAGGAGAAUUAAAGGAGUCUCCUUCACCCAUGGUGCAUACCUGCAGAGGUUGGACAUGCUUCUGGUCCUAACACUUAGAGAGUACAUGGAUUUCGUACAGGUUGUGCAGGUACCAGACUGGCCCAUCCAAAUGGACAGGAAGGGCAUAUCUGCACCAUCAAAGAAGCUUACUAGAGAGUGCCACAGUAAAGCAUGUCAUGUGCAUUACACCCCAAAGCAGAUAUAAUGUGGGUCCCUUGCUUUAAUGCUGGGCAUCUUGGAGAGCUUAAUGCCAUGCAUCUAUGGCAUUUACUAAGGCAGCUAUAUUACAUCUGUUUCAGCGUGUAGCAUACAGAGCAGGAAUGGAGUGCUUUAGUAUGGCUCCACAAGAGGUAAAGCUACUAAUGACUUCUCCUCACCCCCUCAUCUGCUGACCCCCUUUUAAAGGGUAUACAAGCAGCUCACAUUUCAGUCCAGGGGUGUAUCCCCGUGAGCGGGAAUGUGCGUUUCCCUGGGGACAGACAGCAGCAGCACAAGGUGUGCCACUUGUCCCCGGGGAACUCCCAUGCCACACAUGCUCUGGUAUGCAGCACGUUACCCUGGGUGGGUAGGGGAGGCUGGGGCCAGCAACUGUGCUGACCCCAGCAGCCUUACCUGGGGUCUAGGGGGCCUCCAGGAGCUGCAGUUGUAUCAGUCCUGCAACAUGGAGCCUGCCCAACAACUGGAGUGUGGCUCUGGCCAGCCAGGCUCCAGUUCUGGGCAGCAUAUGCUGCUGCCACAUGCACAUGUAUUAUGACCCCAGGAUCUCCUGGGUUCAAACCUGCUCCUCCUCCCCCAUGCUGCCAAGUAGCAGCACAGGGAGUGCCUGCAAGUGCGGCAUAUAGCACCGCAACACUGCAUACUACAUGUCCACAUUUGUCUUAACAGGCCCUAGAAAUCUGUGGCUAGGAACAGCUGUUGCAUUUGUCCCUGGAUAAGUAGUUUCUGGACUUGUAUAAAACAAAAAUAUUUCUUGAUUGACAUGUACAUACAUCACCCUUCUAAUGAGGGUUUAGAAAGCAGUGAAGCAGUGCUUUUCUGCCAUUGAUUCAAUCUCAAGAUAACUGUACAGAUGUACUUUGCAAUAUCCCAGGAUAAACUGUUACUACCUCUUAUUUGGGACCCUUUUCUUUAUUUAUCCCAGGCCAAUGGACAUGGGCUUUGUCCUGGGCUAAAAUGAUUUAUUCUAGGAUAAAUACAACAUUUGUUUGCGCCAUUGGGUUUGCUACAGGUACAAUGCUUUCAGGAGCUCCCACUGUCAAUUAAAGUAUUUGCAUUGCACCCAGAGUGCAAAAAAAACCCCAGCAUCUGUUCCAAAGAA